CAUGGGUACACGGAGGAAGCAAGAAAAAAACCGCUUCCUGAAAUGCUACUUGUCAUGACUGCGUCUGUUUGCCUCUCUAGCGCGUACCCUUGUCUUUCAUUAUCCUUUUGUUUUUAUUUUGUUUCUUUUUAACCGCGAGUCGAUGCCGACGAUGAUUAGCAAAGUGAAAAGCGCUAUGAACACGCUAGUGGGAGGGAUGAUGCCCCACGGCCACCACCACCAUCACCACCACCACCAUCACAACCAUCACGCAGCAGGCUCACAGCCCGGAGGAGCGGACGGCCUGCCGCCUCGCUUCCCUUACGGCCGCCCGGACUUCUUGGAGCUCACCCCGGAGCUGCUGCAGUACUCCACGGAGCACGCAUCGCGUCCGGUGCUGACGCUGAAGAGGGGCAGCAGGCUCCCCUGGCACACAGGAUACGCUGAGGUGAUCAACGCGGGAAAGAGCAUGUUGAAUGAGGACCAGGCCUCCUGCGAGAAACUGUUUGUGAGGAAGCCGAGCGGCAAACAUCGCAACUCUACUCUGCUGGAGGACAACGGGGAUGGCACGGGAAUCCCACUUUUCUUCUGGGGGGUCUUCGAUGGACAUGCCGGCUCCGGUGCAGCCAUCAUGGCCUCCAAGCUUCUUCACCGUCUCAUCAGGGACCGUCUGGGUGAAAUAUACCACUUGCUGAAAAACCACGGCAACCCGCCUCCCAUCUGCUUAGCUAAAAACGGCAGCCCUUACCAGGUUGAAACCAAGAAGGGGACAGUGCAGGAACCGGAGGAACCCGAUGCCGUCAGCGACUCCGCUAUGCGUUUUCACAUGGAGAAGGUGGUCAGUCUGGAGAGCCUCGUGAUGGGCGUCAUUGAGACUGCCUUCAAGCAGAUGGAUGACCUGAUAGAAAAUGAGAAAGCAUCCUAUACCAUCUCUGGUGGCUGUUGUGCCUUAGCUGCCAUUCAUAUGAUGGGCAAACUCUAUGUGGCCAAUGCUGGAGAUAGCAGAGCUAUAAUAAUCCGGAAUAAAGAAAUUAUUCCCAUGACGAAUGAGUUUACACCAGAGUCAGAGCGACAAAGGCUACAGUAUCUGGGAUUCCUGAGGCCGGAGCUCUUGGGCAAUGAAUUUACUCACAUGGAGUUCCCACGUAGGAUCCAGCACAGUGAGCUGGGCAAGAAGAUGCUCUACAGAGACCACACCAUGACUGGAUGGGCUUACAAGACAAUUGUGGAAGAUGAUCUGAAAUUUCCCCUCAUAUACGGAGAAGGUAAAAAGGCAAGAGUCAUGGCAACAAUCGGAGUGACUCGUGGGCUGGGAGACCACGAUCUGAAGGUGUACAACUCCAAUAUUUACAUUAAGCCUUUCCUGUCCUGUGUCCCUGAGGUACAGGUUUAUAACUUUGAUGACACCAAACACGGCCCAGAUGACGUCCUGGUUAUGGGAACAGACGGACUGUGGGACGUAACCACAGACAGGGACGUGGCGGAUGCCGUGUCGGCCUACUUGUCCUGCUGUGACCCUUCUGACCCCAUGAGGUACACGCUAGCAGCGCAGGACUUGCUGAUGCGGUCUAGGGGAGUCCUAAAAGAACGUGGCUGGCGGCUUCCCAACGAAAGACUGGGCUCAGGCGAUGACAUUACUGUGUUUGUCAUCCCUCUGGCUGGACAUGAGGCGGAGACAUGACCAAAAGGGACUUGUUAAAACCAGCUAGACUACACUAGCUGGCCACAAGAAGACUCGGAUCCGAGCAGCAGCACCUUCAUCAACCUUUAGAUACGGACCCAGAUCUUUUCACCUUGACCUCAAACCCGGCACCCAAACUCCAGGACAGGAGAGUCUGUCAGUUAGUCUCCUCCCUGGCGAUGGUUAUUAGUGAGAUUGUGAAGUACUUCCUGUUUAUGUUGAAGGCUGGGCAGCAACUAACAUUGACUGUGCAUCCUCAUGCCUAAAAUGUGACUCCUUUUUGUAUAAAACAGCCUCUCUGUAGCACUCGCUCGAUGUCGUAAAGAAUGUGAGGAAACCAAAGAGAUGCCUUCAUGGCAGCAGGAUGGAAUGAAAACAUAAGCAAAAUAAAAGAGUAUGGAUUUUAAGUGAUGUAAGUCAAAUGGACCUUUUUGCACGCCACAUUAUCAUCUGUCUGUGGGGGUGGGACAAUACGCCAUAAUCACUGUUCCGUAUGUAAGUCUAAAUAUAUAUAAUAAUUUCUUUUUAGGAAAGUAUUGAAGCAGGCAAGUGUAGCAGUAAUUGUUCGAACAGUCUGAAUUAUUUUAUUUUUAUUAGAUGAAAGUUUAUUAUUAGCUGAAGUGAUGCAAGAAUUGUUCCAGAUUGUACCCCCGUUUCCCAUCCCAUCUCGACUACACUGUUUUUGUCUUAUCCAAUCAUUUGUGUACUUUUGCACUUCCUGUCCCUUAAAGGGAUAGUUCAGAUUUUUUGAUGUGUACCAUGUGGGAACUCAGUAAGCGUCAGUACUGUCUCCGAAAAACCCAAGUACCAUUACACCCCUAUCCGUCUGUAUUCUUCUUUGUUAGCAAUGAGAGAAGGACGGACUAUAGGAAUGUUAUAUUUUGUUUUUACAAGUUCAUACAUAAAAAGCAUGGAUCUCACUGGAGAACAACCUCGGUAUAAGUUGUGAUAAUUCGCCCACAUAUGCCUUACCGAAUAAAAGAUGACAUGUUUGUAUUAUCACAUGAUUGAUUGAGGAUUUUGCCCUUAAAUGUUGUGUAUACCUCUCUUUGUUUACUGUUUUCAUGUUAUUUAGUUUAUCCAUAUAUUUUUUUACAAGCAUAUGGGAAAUGUUGUUUAUAUUUUUUCGUCCAUAAGUGCUUGUUUAGAAAGGUUAUGUAUAUACAGUAUAUGUAUAUAUAUAUAUAUAUAUAUAUGUAUAUAGGACAAGGGUUACUAAAAGUGUUCCACAUCAGAAAUA
Messenger RNA from Doryrhamphus excisus (bluestripe pipefish), 2900 nucleotides. It is a transcript of the gene ppm1j, whose product is annotated as protein phosphatase, Mg2+/Mn2+ dependent, 1J. The record is from RefSeq and is a predicted model, not a curated record. Gene Ontology annotation, molecular function: [pyruvate dehydrogenase (acetyl-transferring)]-phosphatase activity. Gene Ontology annotation, biological process: protein dephosphorylation. Gene Ontology annotation, cellular component: mitochondrion. NCBI's taxonomy places the organism in Eukaryota, Metazoa, Chordata, Actinopteri, Syngnathiformes, Syngnathidae.